Molecule: messenger RNA, 2198 nt
Organism: Panicum hallii
Lineage: Eukaryota; Viridiplantae; Streptophyta; Magnoliopsida; Poales; Poaceae
Product: protein NRT1/ PTR FAMILY 3.1-like
Exons: 3
Coding region: 156-1967 (603 amino acids)
Biological process (GO): transmembrane transport
Cellular component (GO): plasma membrane
Molecular function (GO): transmembrane transporter activity
Source: RefSeq, a predicted model, not a curated record
GCACCAUCGUCCUCGCAUCACAUGUAGGGGGCAUGUGAAGGUCACAGUCCAUCGCAGGGCCUGCGCUGCUUCAAAACCACCAACGCCGCGCUCACUCUCACUCGCCACGGUAACGAGCGAGUUCUCUGGCCAGCUCUGUGCAGAGCUUGCCUGCCAUGGCGACCACAGCGCCAGCAGCGGAUAGGAAUGCGGAUGGAGAUGAGCAGGGUAGGAGGAAGAAGAAGGGAGGCUUCAGGACCAUGCCGCUCAUACUAGCGAGCGAGGUCUGCGACCGGUUCGCCAUGGCCGGCUUCAGCGCCAACCUGAUCACGUACCUGACGCAGCAGCUGCACCUGCCGCUGGUGGAGGCGUCCAACACGCUGACCAACUUCGGCGGCACGUCCGCGCUGACGCCCAUCCUGGGCGCGCUCGCCGCUGACUCCUUCGCCGGCCGCUUCUGGACCAUCAUCGCCGGCUCCGCGAUCUACCAGGUCGGCAUGGUCGGCCUCGUCGUGUCCGCGCUCCUCCCUACGCUGCGCCCGCCGCCGUGCUCCCCGCCGGCCACCCCGUGCCAGCGCGCCUCCGGGUGGCAGCUCGCCGUGCUGUACCUCUCCCUCCUCUGCACGUCCCUCGGCUCCGGCGGGAUCCGCCCCAGUGUCGUGGCGUUCGGCGCCGACCAGUUCGAGCACGAGCAGCAGGACGGCGCCGAGGCUGCCAAGGCGGCGGCGGAGCGGAAGCGGCGCUACUUCAACCUCUACUUCUUCACCAUGGGGUUCGCCGUGUUGCUGGCGCUCACGGUGGUGGUGUACAUCCAGGAGAACGUGGGCUGGGGCUGGGGCUUCGGGAUCCCGGCCAUCGGCAUGCUCGUCUCCAUCGUGGUGUUCCUGGUCGGGUACCCCAUCUACGUGCUGCUCAAGCCCGACGGCAGCCCGUUCACGCGGCUCGCGCAGGUCGUCGCCGCCGCGUUCAAGAAGCGGGACGUCGCCGUGCCGGAGGACCCCGGCAUGCUGUACCAGGACAAGGAGCUCGACGCGCUCAUCUCCACCAACGGCAGGCUGCUGCACACCAACCAGCUCACAUUCUUCGACCGGGCAGCGAUAGUGACGCCGGGCGACAUCGCCGCCUCCGGGCAGCCGAACCUGUGGCGGCUGUCGACGGUGCACCGCGUGGAGGAGCUCAAGUCCAUCGUCCGCCUGCUGCCCAUCUGGUCCGCCGGCAUCAUGCUCGCCACCGCCGGCUCGCACAACUACACCUUCACCAUCAUGCAGGCGCGUACCAUGGACCGCCACAUGGGGCCCCACUUCCAGUUCCCGCCGGCGACGCUGUCCAUCUUCUCGACCGCGGCCAUGCUCGUGACCCUGGCGUUCUACGACCGGGUCUUCGUGCCCCUGGCGCGCCGCGUCACAGGCCUGCCGUCCGGGAUCACCUACUUCCAGCGCAUGGGCGUCGGGCUGGCCAUCUCCAUCCUCAGCGUCGCCUCGGCCGCGCUCGUGGAGACCAAGCGCCGCGACGCCGCGGCCCGGCACGGUCUCCUGGACGACCCGGCCGCGGUCGUCCCGCUCAGCGUAUUCUGGCUGGUGCCGCAGUUCGCCGUCCACGGCAUCGGCGACGGCUUCUCGUCGGUGGCGCACAUGGAGUUCCUGUACGACCAGGCGCCCGAGAGCAUGCGCAGCAGCGCCGUCGCGCUCUUCUGGCUCGCCGGCUCCAUCGGCAACUACAUGGGCACGGUGCUCGUCACGGCGGUGCAGCGCGCCACGCGCGGCCGCGGCGAGUGGCUCCAGGACAACAUCAACAGGGGCAGGAUCGACAACUACUACUGGCUCGUCACCUGCAUCAUGGUGCUCAACUUCGGCUACUUCCUCGUCUGCUUCCAUUUCUACACCAUGAAGCCGCUGGAGGUGGCGGGUGAACACGACGACCGUGACAAGGAGUGUGAGCUCUCCUCCCUACAGAAAAAUGGCGGCGGCGGCGCCAAUGGGAUGGUGUAAUUAAGGAGGAUUAUAGGACAACUAAGUAGACUGGAUGUUGUUAAUAACUAGUUAAUCACCCGCACAUGCACAAGCAUUACAAGGUAUAAAGGGAUUAGUGUCUUGGAUCUAGAACUGUGACUUCCAUUGUGAACAUAGUGUCACAGGAAGAUACAGCAAGCAAGUGUGACGAUCAUGAUCGUGAUCAUGCAGCCAAGAGAAUCGAGGCCAUUGAAUUAUACUAGUAUAGUA